AUGUAUAACAUGCAGAAGACCAUCCGGUGGAGUAAAACCAAAAUAUUCUUUACAUUUUUUGGAUUUAUUUUUUCAAUUGCCGUUGUAUUUUUUAGCUUAGUUCCUAUUUUUAAUAGGACAGUCACUUCAGAAAAUGUUUUGACAAUCCUUGUGGGAAUUAUUCAUUCGCUUAGAAUGGUUGAGUUCUUGUUUAUAUUAACAGGCGCCCAGUGGUUUGUUUGGCUUAUUACAACAUAUAUGCUAAAUGGACUAGCACUUGCGCUGUUUACUUAUCCUGAAAUUAUAGAGGUUCUGAAUAAUGCACUGGGACAGACUGAAACAGAGUAAAUCUGGCCGCGUCUUUAGCUGAGCCCAAUAGUGAACUGUUACAUGCACGCUCUAAACUACCUAAGGUAUACACAGAGUAGCUAUGGCAAUGCUUCUGGCUAAAUAUUAUAAGUGGAAAUAUAUACAUAUUUUAUAUGCCUACCAUGGAUUAUCGUACGUUGCAGGUGACCAAGACGCCAUGAUCUCAUUCUGCUCGCCAGUUUCAUCUGAGUUGUGCGUAGCAUCUAUUACAGCAUCUGUGGUUUCUUGUUUUAUCAAAGCAUAGAAUUUUCUCAUCUGCUGUGGAUUGUGAGCCUGCAUCUUUAUGCUUCUUGAAAAAAACCCAUUGUCUGAUAUUUUCAUUUCUUUCCCAUUUGCUUGUAACGAAACCCGUUUAUUCUUUAGUGAAAUUGGGAAAACCUUUUCAAUUAUUGGUAGAACGUUUAUGUUACUGAGCAGGUAACAGUUUAUCUCUUCUAUUUCUGGCUCAUUGAAGGCUAAAAGCGCUUUCUUCAAAAAAGUUAAAGGGCAGCUGCCAUUUCCU
Molecule: messenger RNA, 850 nt
Organism: Nematocida parisii ERTm1
Lineage: Eukaryota; Fungi; Microsporidia
Exons: 1
Coding region: 1-327 (108 amino acids)
Source: RefSeq, a predicted model, not a curated record